Messenger RNA from Engraulis encrasicolus (European anchovy), 1279 nucleotides. RefSeq names its product leucine rich repeat containing 18a (gene lrrc18a). Gene Ontology annotation, biological process: signal transduction. The transcript has 7 exons. NCBI's taxonomy places the organism in Eukaryota, Metazoa, Chordata, Actinopteri, Clupeiformes, Engraulidae. The record is from RefSeq and is a predicted model, not a curated record. The coding region runs from base 241 to 1056 and encodes 271 amino acids. Gene Ontology annotation, molecular function: protein binding.
AAACUCCCAGUCAUAGUGAAGGACAGCAGUUAAGGUGUCAGAACACACACAUAGGCUUCCUCUCACUUGGCCAUUCUCUCUUACAACAACUGGAGGAAAGUGACACUACAGCUACAGCUGCUGGAGUAGGUUCCGCAGUUUGAAGUCCAGAAUGCACAUCCACAUCUCAAAAGCCAUACUCCAGGAGAAAUGGAAGUGAUGGAUACACAGUUCUGAUAGAUCAGUCUACAAUAAUCAGGCAUGGCUAAGGGGGCACGGGGUCCGAAGGUGACCUUGAAGAUGGCGAAGGGCCGCAUGAAGGUCACAGCUGACGGACGAUGCAGACUGGACCUCAGCAGGAUGGGCCUGACUGCGUUUCCUGCGGUGGUCCUGAAGCUGAAAGGGCUGAAUGAGUUGGACCUGAGCCGUAACCAGAUCGAGGUUCUACCUGCUUCAGUGGGCCAGAUGACCGGCCUUGUCAGUCUGGACCUCCACUUCAACAAGCUGGACGCCCUGCCAGACACACUAGCACAGCUCACCAGCCUGGAGAACCUGAACCUGGCCCAAAACAACCUGGAGGAAGUGCCGCCGUGUGUGGGCCAGCUCAACUCCCUGCAGCAGCUGAACCUGGGCCUGAACCGGCUGCAAACCCUGCCCUACUGCCUGGCCUCCCUGCCAAACCUCACACACCUCUCCCUCUUCGACAACCAGUUUGAGCGCCUGCCCGAGUGUGUGACGGCGCUGACGCCCCGGCUGCAACACCUCAGCUUGCACAGGAACCCCCUGAACACACACACACACUCAAACUCGCCGCGGCCCUCCACGGCCCCCUCUGCAGGUCAGCGGGGGAAACAACAGGAGGCAGAUAUGCCAACACUGGUGCCGGCAUCCUGGCUAUGCAAGCCCUGCCUACAGAGUGCCAAGGGACACAAGGGGAGGUGCCAGGAGGAGGAGGAGUUUCGAGAGGGGCGUUUCCUUGGGAUGACCACGCCCAACUCAGUGGCCAUCAUGAACCAGCACAUAUGGAGAAACACACACACACACCACACACACACGGCACGCGUUGCAUGGACCUGACACACACACACACACACACACACACACACACACACACACACACACACACACACACACACACACACACACACACACACACACACACACACACACACACACACACAUACUUUUUAUAUUUGUCACAAAAGCAAAAAGCAAAUCCACAGAUGAGGAAUGCUGCUAGGAGGUUGUGGCGUUCAAUUUUUUUUUAAUUAAAUAAAUUUCACAACGAGAGCAAAUAUAA